Molecule: messenger RNA, 2544 nt
Organism: Hemiscyllium ocellatum (epaulette shark)
Lineage: Eukaryota; Metazoa; Chordata; Chondrichthyes; Orectolobiformes; Hemiscylliidae
Gene: nme9
Product: NME/NM23 family member 9
Exons: 19
Coding region: 1-2151 (716 amino acids)
Biological process (GO): CTP biosynthetic process; GTP biosynthetic process; UTP biosynthetic process
Molecular function (GO): nucleoside diphosphate kinase activity
Source: RefSeq, a predicted model, not a curated record
AUGGAUGACCGCAAGGAAGUGUACCGACAACUGAGUAGCAAGGAACACUACAGACAACUACCAGCCAACCCGACCAAAGAGCACACCUGUGAACUAAACACAUUGAUCAAGAUUUUUGAGCCAGUCCUUCAGAUGGUGGAUGUCUACCAAGCUUGGUGUGGUCCAUGCAAGGCAGUCGUCAGUUUGUUUCGGAAGAUUAAAAAUGAAUUGGGAGAUGAUCACUUGCACUUUGCCGUGGCUGAAGCAGAUAUUAUUGAGUCAUUGCAAAAAUACAGAGGGAAAUGUGAACCCACAUUCCUUUUCUAUGGAGGAGGACAGUUAGUUGCUGUUGUGAGAGGAGCAAAUGCCCCAUUGCUACAAAAGACCAUCCAUGAACAACUACGCACUGAAAAGAAGGUCCUAGAGGGAGGAGCUGAACGCAAAGUGAUCAGAGAUGAAGGCUUGUCAGAAGAGCAAAAGGAGGAAGUGAUAUUGGUGGAAGACAAUGAAGAGGAGGAUCUGGUUACUACCAACAAAUCUUACACAGUAGCAAUCAUCAAACCCGAUGCUGUGGCUCAUGGGAAAGCAGAUGAAAUAAUAAUGAAGAUUCAGGAAGCAGGCUUCGAAAUUUUAGCUCAUGAGGAACGGACGUUAACCAAGGAAGAGGCCCAUGAUUUCUACCGACAUAAAGCUGAAGAGUCCCAUUUUGAGGAGCUGAUUCAGUUCAUGUCUAGUGGUCCUUGUCAUAUUCUGAUCCUGUCCAGACCUGAGGGAACAGUUGAUGUCAUUCCAUUGUGGAGAGAAUUUAUUGGUCCAACAGAUGUCCAAGUUGCAAAGCAGGAGAGGCCUGACAGUCUCCGAGCUCUGUACGGGACUGAACACGUAUUCAAUGCAGUUCAUGGGAGUGAUGACACGGACCAGGCCAGCAGGGAGUUGGCCUUCUUCUUUCCCAGCUUUGGAACAACAUCUGAAGCUCAGAUUCCGACUCAGCAAGAAGAGAGGGUUCAGAAAACGCUCGCUAUAAUCAGGCCAGAUCUCUUAAAGGAGAGAAAAGGUGAUAUACUACAGAAGAUUGCAGAAGCUGGUUUUAUGAUUGCUCUGCAGAAGGAGGUUGUGAUCACUGAGAAACAAGUUUACGAAUUCUAUAGUGAGCACACACAGGAGGAAUACUUCCCAGCUCUCCUUCAGAACAUGACCAGCGGACCUGUGUUGGCCUUGGCUCUUGCUAGCACCGACGCAGUUGAACGUUGGAGGAAUCUGCUGGGACCAAAGGAUGUGAAUCAGGCAAAGGAGGAAGACCCUGAAAGCCUCAGAGCACAGUUUUCAAUGGAAACUGUUCCAAUUAACCAGCUGCAUGGUAGUGGAACACCUCAGGAAGCAGAAAAGGAGCUGAAGUUCUUCUUCCCCAUGGAGCAGACACUGGCUGUUAUCAAACCUGAUGCACUGGAGGAUCAUCAAGAUGAAAUUAUACAGAAGAUUAAACAAGCAGGCUUCAUUAUAUCACACAUGGAUGAAAAAACUCUAAGCCGGGAAAUGGCAGAAGAGUUCUAUAAGGAACACAAGGGUAAACCAUUCUUUGACCAACUGGUUGACUAUAUGUCUGAAGGUCCCUCGUUGAUGAUGAUUUUGAGUAAGGAGAAUGCAGUGGAAGAAUGGAGAAAUUUAAUGGGCCCCACAGAUCCUGAGGAAGCCAAACAAACAGCACCGGACUCUCUACGAGCUACGUUUGCAAAGAACAUCUUGCAGAAUGCUUUGCAUGGCAGCUCUGAUCGGCUCCAAGCUAUGGAAAAGAUCCAAUUUGUGUUUGGGGACAUAAACAUUGGAGCAGAUGGGGUUGUCCAAGGUAUUGAACCAGAUUUGGAGAAGGUGAUAAGUCCAGAAUCCAGGGAAGAGUCUGAAGGUGCAACGGAGGCUGGCAAUGCGGAGAGAACGGACGGGGCUGCAGUCGAUAAUGAGAACACAACCACUGACAACUCGCAGAGCACUGUGAGUGAGAGUUCACACAGUCUAUCCAAUGAAGCAGCAGAGAAGGUGGACAGUGAUGCUCCUGUAGACUCAUCAACUAAUAGUUCACAAAGCACUGUGAAUGACAGCUCUCAGAGGAGUCUAUCACACGAAGUGGCAGAGGAGGAGAGAGUCAAUAGUAAUGAUGAAGGAGCUGAGCACGAGUAGGAUUCACUUUGGUGUUGAGAUCAUGAUACAAGUGAAAAGGGAGGAAAUUGUUAUAAGAAGUAGAGACAAAAGAUCAUUCUGUACGUACACACACACACACUGCAUUGGCCGAUCGCAUUCCAGAAUUUAACUUGUUGUAAGUCAUCAAGACUCACUGCUCCAGGAAAGAACAUCCAUGUACGAUGUGGUUCCACAGAACAAAAGGCAUUUGAGUAAGUUACUGGAGCCUGGUAUGUGCCUGUGGAUCAAUAAUCCAGCAAAGACAUCAAGUGGAGACAGACAGAAAAAUGACAAGAAAACAAAAAAUACUCCUGCCAUCACAACAACAACAGAAUUUGCAGCGUAAAUUCUAUCUGAAAGCUAAUUGCACAGACAAUACAUUCUUCUUUUACA